Messenger RNA from Aspergillus tanneri, 1263 nucleotides. RefSeq lists its product as uncharacterized. Lineage: Eukaryota; Fungi; Ascomycota; Eurotiomycetes; Eurotiales; Aspergillaceae. The record is from RefSeq and is a predicted model, not a curated record. Bases 1 to 1263 code for a protein of 420 amino acids. The transcript is spliced from 4 exons.
AUGAACGAGACCGCUGCAUCUCCCUUUUCUGGCAUGCAGCAGAAUCACAGACAGCCCCAGCGGCGUGGUCCGAUCGAAGGGCCCAACGGACGCAGGUUGAUUCGUAGAGUCACCUGGCGAUCUUCCACCUACAAGCUGAUGGCAUCGCUCUGGGUGCUGGGUGUCCUCUACAUCGUCUGGCUUAUCCGCGAUAUCUUCUAUCUUCCCUUCACGCCCUCGACGUCCAACCCCGCCGUUGCUGCCAACGACUGGUUGGCUCAGUUCGUGGGCCGUCAAGGAUGUGGCAUUUCUUCUCUGUCCCUCUACCAGCCCCCGCAGGACAGCGACAGCCAUAUUCCAAGCAAAUCAUACUGCCAGACAAAGGAUUCGCUACUCAGUGCCAUGAGCAAUGGUGGAAGGCAUGGGUUUGACGCGUCCUAUACUUCACAAGGCUGCUUGUACCACUGGUAUACCAGUUCUCAAGUGUGUGAUAUCCUGCACAAGUUCGAUGGUGUGGUUUUUGUUGGCGACAAAUCCCUUGCGGAUGUCUAUGCUGGAUUGAACAUCCUUCUUCGCGAGAACAUGGAGGUUGGGUCUCUGAAAGAAUGGCAGAUUGAUGAAGAGCUUGGCUACAAGUGCAGCUGUGACUCGCAGUUCACUGAUGCCUCAUGCCUCCCGCUGCGAAUUGCCUCAAGUGAUGAAUUAUAUGAGCAGGAGGGCAAGACAACUCAGAGCCCGUACAUUUGUCCAACUCGUGAGCAUUUUAACGCCUAUCCAUUUUUAUCUCAUCCAAUGCGUUUAGUCUCAGAUGCUGAUCAGACAUGCCAUUCAGGAAUUUAUCAUAGCUUUGUCACCACAACUGGCUCACCUGCCUCAAAGAGUCACCAUGAAAAUUUCCGUCAAUUUAUCACCGAAGCGGGCGAAAAGAAAAAGCCUAUUCCUGUGAUUCACAGCCUCUCGCUUUCAACCUCAUAUUCCUUGCCCAUAGCUAAGGACAGCAUGGACGAAUGGGUAGCACUGGCAAGAUCUAGCGGACGAACAACCCCUUUCCUCUGGGUAGGACCCACUGCACCCGGUCACCAAAGGCCUCCUGGAGAUAAUGUCCAUGCGAAAAGCUGGCAGUAUACACUGGAUACCACCAAAGCAGCUCAUAGUAGACAGAUGGAUGUUCUUGGCAUGUAUAACGCCACGCUGCAGGCUGAUAGUUGGGAUGGAGUGCACUACGGAGAAAAGGUGGCUCUGAUGCAGGCGAUGAUGAUCAUCAAUUGGCUGUCGGUGAUCUAG